Molecule: messenger RNA, 4757 nt
Organism: Acipenser ruthenus (sterlet)
Lineage: Eukaryota; Metazoa; Chordata; Actinopteri; Acipenseriformes; Acipenseridae
Product: kin of IRRE-like protein 1
Exons: 16
Coding region: 435-2801 (788 amino acids)
Biological process (GO): cell-cell adhesion
Cellular component (GO): cell-cell junction
Molecular function (GO): cell adhesion molecule binding
Source: RefSeq, a predicted model, not a curated record
ACUAGGGGUCGCCCUAUUCCCUUUUUUUUAUUCGUAAAAACAUGCAAUACCAGCUAUCGCCUGAACUAAACUAGGGGGUCGCUGUUUUCCUUUUUUUUUUUAAAGAGAGAGAGAGAGCGAGUGUGAGAGCGUCUCACAAUUCCUCUCGCAUAGCAUCAUAAGCACAGUUUUUGGGGGAAGAGAAAAAUCAAGUUUAGAAAGAAGCGAGCUCCGAGAUUCAAAGAAAGCAAACAACGAGGAAAAGAUCGGAAUAAAUAACGGAUGUAAAAAUCUCGCAAGGAGGCUUGAAGAAAGAGAAAUACAAGAGAAAACGACUGUUUUUUUUAAAAUUUAAAUGUCUGUUUAAUUUUUUUUUAUACAAAGCUAACGGGAAAGAAAGGAUUGUGUUGGAGAAAACUUGUUACGACACACGCAGGCAGAGAGACGAGAAGAACAUGCUUUUGUUAAUAUGGAUUAUAACUCUGACGUGGAAUCUGCAGAAAGUAUCCGCAGCUCAUUUUUCCCAGGAACCUGCAGACCAGACUGUGGUAUCCGGCCACAAUGUGCUGCUAUCCUGCAUAAUCUUCAACUACUCCGGGAUCGUCCAGUGGACCAAAGAUGGGCUGGCACUGGGCAUCGGGGAAGGGCUGAGAGCCUGGCCUCGCUAUCGGGUGCUCCGCAGCUCUGACUCCAGUCAGUACAAUCUGCAGGUGUCGCACGCUGAGCUGUCUGAUGAUGCGCAGUACGAGUGCCAGGCCACUGAAGCAGCGCUGAGGUCGAGACGAGCCAAACUCACUGUGCUGAUCCCCCCUGAAGACCCCGUUAUUGAGGGGGCUCCUGAGAUCCUGCUGACCGCUGGCAUCCCCCAUAACCUGACCUGCCGGGCCAAGGCGGCCAAACCCGCGGCCGUGAUCACGUGGCAACGAGACGGAGCCAAACAAGAGGGCGCGUUCAGCACCACGGAAGUGAUGUCAGACAGGAAGAGGGAGACGACGCUCAGCUUCCUGCCCAUCGUGCCGACCGACGCGGACAUCGGGCGGGUGUUCACGUGUCACGCGAGCAACGAAGCGCUUCCUGCCGGGAAAGAGACCUCCGUGAAGCUCAACGUGCACCAUCCCCCGACGGUCACUCUGUCUCUCCACCCGCAGGCAGUCCUGGAGGGAGAGAGGGUGAUCUUCACCUGCACUGCCACGGCCAACCCUGAGAUCCUGGGCUUCCGGUGGGCGAAGGGGGGUGUUAUUCUGGAGGGAGAGAUGGGGAGUGUGUACGAGGCCUUCGUGGAUCACAGCUUCUUCACCGAGCCCGUGUCCUGCGAGGUGCACAACGCAGUCGGCAGCACCAACGUCAGCACCUUGGUCGACGUGCAUUUCGGCCCUCGCAUCGUGGUUGAGCCACGCCUCACCUCUGUGGACGUCGGCUCCGAUGUCACUCUGACCUGCGUGUGGUCAGGUAACCCUCCCCUCACUCUCACCUGGAUCAAGAAAGGAUCAAACAUGGUCCUCUCCAAUAAUAACCAGCUGUAUCUGAAGUCUGUCAGCCAGACAGACGGAGGUCAGUACAUCUGCAAAGCCAUCGUUCCACGGAUUGGAGUCGGGGAGCGAGAGGUGACCCUGUCCGUCAACGGACCUCCGAUCAUCUCCAGUGACUCGGUGCAGUACGCGAUCAGAGGGGAUAGAGGAGAAGUCAGAUGUUUCAUUGAUAGCACCCCCACCCCAGACAGGAUUGCUUGGGCGUGGAAGGAGAAUAUUUUAGAGACCGGUACUCUGGAGCGGUACACCGUGGAGCGGUUCGACACCGGUACCGGGGUCCUCUCAACCCUGACCAUCAACAACGUGAUUGAAACCGACUUCCAAACACGCUACAACUGCACGGCCUGGAACAGCUUCGGACCCGGAACCGCCAUCAUCCAGCUGGAGGAAACAGAGAUCGUUCCUGUCGGGAUUAUAGCUGGAAGCACAGUGGGGGCGUCCAUCCUCCUCCUUCUCUGUCUGAUCGCUCUGACGCUGUUCCUGUACCGCCAGCGCAAAGGGAGUCGGAGGGGGGUCACUCUGGGCAAACCGGACAUUCAGGUCGAGACGGUCAACAAAGAGACGCACAACACUGAGGACGACGCCUCCAGCAUCUCCACGGCAACCAGGAUGGUCAAAGCCAUGUACUCUCCUUUCAAAGAUGACAUCGAUCUGAAGCAGGACCUGAGGAGUGACACGCUCGACACACGAGAGGAGUACGAGCUCAAGGACCCCACAAACGGAUACUACAACGUCCGCGCUGCUGGCCAUGAGGACACCAGACCCUCCUCGAGAUCCAUGCUCUACACCGACUACAGAUCAACCAGCGGACCCCCAUCGAACCCCGUGGGGCCCCUCCCAGAGAACAGGGGAGGGGGUGGAGGGGUCGGGGGCCGCUGCUACGACCCCAGACCGCCCUCUCGCCUGUCUCACAACAGUUACGCCCAGUUCAACACCUACAACCGAACUGGGGGGAGUGGGAACCCGAACCCUGGGCUGCCCGGCUCGGAGUUUGCAUCUGAAUGUGGCGGGGUCCUGGAUACCGCUAGUCAAAUGUCUUAUGACAAUUACGCCCCGACACACGUCUACCCUCCCAGCGCCACCACGUACGCCCCCUACAGGCUGGGUUUCGCAGCGCCAGCCACUCUAGGAAACAUGGAGCGCUUGGACAUUCUGGGACCCGGGUACGAAGGCUUUUCAACGGGAGACGGGGGCUUGGGAAAGUACAGCGCGGCUAACACACGCUACUCCUCUGCCUCCCAGCACUCCGAGUUCGGACAGAGACACCAGCAGCGCAUGCAAACCCACGUGUGAUCGGAAGACAGCCACGGUCUCCGGGGGAAGAUCAGGGACCUCGAGAGAAGUGAAGGUCUCUGGGGUGACUCUGCGUUCGCGUCUCCUGCCGUUGACGUGACUUCCCGGUAAUGCAGGCAUCGUUCAGUCAUUGAGCAUUGUUAUCCAAAGACUAGGGGUGUUGGGGGGGUGAACUAUGCAUCAUCAUCAGCUGCUGCUGCUGCUGCAGUCGCUUCCAGUAGGACCUCGUGUUGUUUCACGGCUCAUCCGUUGGUCUGCUAACUUGUUCAGUCGCAAGAGGCUGUUUUUCUCGAUUCUUCCCUCGAAUACGAAUGACUCGGACUCCCCUAAUCAAAACUGCAGAAGCAAUGGGGUAUUCAGCUGAAGGACUAAGAGUCCGAAAACGUCCUGAUAGCAUUAAUUUUAUUUUUUUUAUAUCAAUUAUUCACAUUUUUGUAUACCUACAUUAUAUAUAUAUAUAUAUAUAUAUAUAUAUAUAUAUAUAUAUAUAUAUAUAUAUAUAUAUAUAUAUAUAUCACCCUCAGAUUGUCUUGAGAAAUAUACACUGUGUGAGUCACUAUAUUUCCUAUAGCCCUGUACAGAGUCAUUUUCAGCUGCUCGAUUCAAAACUAGAUUCAGAGAGACCUUCGAGAGAGUCAGAUGGAACCGGGUGAGUAUUUCUAAGAGACUGGAUUAGCUGUGAUUGCCCCGGAUGGUCUGGUAGUCCUCCAGCGUACGGAUUAAGACCGGAGGUCAGAUCCUUUUUUUAAAAUCAGUUCUCAAUUCCAAUCCCAUUGUUAUGUUUCAUUACAGCGUCAUUGAUCUCCGUCAGCAGUGCUGUGUUCAAAUGAGCUUCAAUUGAAAUCAGCAUCAAGUGAAAGCAGUUGAACAGUGAUUAUCAGUAUUAUUAUUAAGUUUCUAGAAAUAUUAAUUCCAGUUGUAUUUGUAAAUAGUUUUAAAGUCAUGAAGUCUACAGCUCUGGCUAAAAAAGUUUUGUAUCAUAGAAUUUUAGGAUUAAACUAUAUGAAGAUAAUUUAGAUCUUUUAUUUAACAUCGUGUAAUCAAAGAAACUAUAAAAUGAUAUUGCAAAAAGUCUACACCGGAAGCCAUAAUAGUAGUACAGUAAUAUUUCAUGUUAGAUUUCCAAAUGUCAUAUUUUUCAAUUAUUUCAAAUAUUUUUUCUGUGUAAUUCAAUAUGUUAACAAGGGAACAUUAUUCAGCAGCUUUCAUUGGACUCUAUGAAGCUGAGCGAGUUCAUUCUAUAUAGAGGGGGUGGAAUUCAAUAUGUUAACAAGGGAACAUUAUUCAGCAGCUUUCAUUGAACUCUAUGAAGCUGAGGGAGUUCAUUCUAUAUAGAGGGGGUGGAAUUCAAUAUGUUAACAAGGGAACAUUAUUCAGCAGCUUUCAUUGGACUCUAUGAAGCUGAGGGAGUUCAUUCUAUAUAGAGGGUGGUGCGAAACUUUUGGCCAGAGCUGUAUUACACAGAAUAAGAUUCAUCUAAAUUUUAAAACUCAAAACAAGAACAAUAUGCAUUCUGGAAAAGGGACCCAGUCGUCCUUCCACUGAGUUUAAAUGCACAGACCAGCUGUUUUUGGUUCAAGCUAUGUUGAAACAGACUGAAGGAGACUCCCUACAGCGCCCCCUUGCUGUUGGGAGGUAGAGUAGCAUGGGAGUGAUCUUAGUGCCUCAGUAAAUAGUGAGAGUGUGGACGGUAAACAAAAUUGGAGCCCUCUGUCUGUCUGUCUGUCUGUCUGUCCGCACAGAUAAACUCCAGGGCUAUCAAAUCCCCACCCCCCACCCCCUCCAUUUAUAUUGUUGGUCUACACCUCUCUGUUUAAAGUGUAAAUAGAUAUAUUUAGCUAGAAUAUUGUAAUGAAAAAAAAUAUUUUUUAAAAUAUUAUAUUGUAUUUAGAGUUAACGAACGUGCAUAAAUGCAUAUACACGCACACACUCACUGAACCAUAGGUAUUAUAUAUA